Suncus etruscus (white-toothed pygmy shrew) is the source of this 834-nucleotide messenger RNA. RefSeq names its product F-box/LRR-repeat protein 12-like. The coding region runs from base 1 to 834 and encodes 277 amino acids. The record is from RefSeq and is a predicted model, not a curated record. NCBI's taxonomy places the organism in Eukaryota, Metazoa, Chordata, Mammalia, Eulipotyphla, Soricidae. The transcript has 2 exons.
AUGCUGCCAGGGCUCUUCAAGCGGCUGGGCCGUAAGUGCCCCCGCCUGCAGCGCCUGAGCCUGCAAAUGGCCAACCUGCUGCUCGUCCCCAUGGCCAGGCUGCCCCGCACCCUGCGUCGCCUGGAGAUGCACAGCUGUGACCUCUCCAUGUCCUGGAUGGCACGUAAGGAAGAUGAGGGUGCACUGCCACACCUGGAACAGCUGGUGCUGGACCGCGUGCCCACCUUCGAGGAUUUCCACCUGCUACGCCUCCGCUGCUUCCCAGCACUGCGCUCCCUCGUCUUGGCAGGCACCUACCGCCUCACCGACGCUGGGCUGGACAGGGGCCUGCGGGUGCUGAGCCACCUGCAGAGGAUCGAGGUGCUGGGCUGCCUCAUCUCGGCCGACAGUGCCCUUCAGGCCAUCAGCUGCCACCUUCUCGAAGUGCGCCACAUCCGGGUGACCCUCGAGGGCCUCUCGGACAGUGGCCUGGCUUCACUGGAGGGGAUCCCCACUCUAGAGAACUUCGGACUCUUGGCGACAACCAACACCAGGGAGGUGGUCACUCUGGCCACCAAACUCCUCUCCUCCUGUCUCACCUUGCCCAGGCUGAGGGUCCUGGAGUUGCAGGGAAAACGUGGGGUGUGGCACAAAGCUGAGAUGAUACUGAAGAAAGGACUGGCCCACUGUCAGGUCAUUGUCAGUGCGGCUCCCCACAAGACCAUGGACUGGUGGAGGUUGGACAGAAAUCCUCAGUAUGCUCGCAAGUGCCGGCGAGAUUCACUAAGCAGUUCGAUGGGCACAGGAGAGAGGCAGAGGGUGAUGGUGAGGUUCAGCUUCUGCCUUGGCCAGUGA